CUUGGUUCGAACCCUACAGAUAAAUAAUAAAGAGCUCGGCAUUGGAAAUGAUUAAAAGAUUAUUAAUUUGUGCCUGAUUUGAAGAUAACGAAUCACAAUUAUCCACAAAUUCGUGAUUUUUCCAUUCGUCAAGCUGAAUUCCAAAACAGAUAUCGACAUGAGUUUACCAACUGAUUUCGGGCCUGACUCGGGUGGAAGAGUUAAGGGCUUAGUGAUAGUAAAACCUAUUGUAUAUGGCAACGUUGCCCGCUAUUUUGGUAAAAAGCGAGAAGAAGACGGUCACACGCAUCAAUGGACUGUUUAUGUGAAACCGUACGCCAACGAAGAUAUGUCAGCGUAUAUAAAAAAAGUGCACUUUAAAUUGCACGAGAGCUAUGCAAACCCCAAUAGAAUAGUGACAAAGCCCCCAUAUGAGCUUACAGAGACAGGAUGGGGAGAAUUUGAAAUAGUUAUCAAGAUAUACUUUCACGAUCCCAAUGAAAGACCUGUCACACUCUACCACAUCUUAAAAUUGUUCCAAACACCAGUAACUGAAGGUGCACCCCCUAUUGUCGGCAGAGCUUUGGUCAGUGAAUCAUAUGAAGAGGUUGUCUUUCAAGAACCAACACAACUGAUGCAACAUCUUUUGAAUAGUGUAAAACCAAUUACUAAUGGACCAUGGAAUCAUGAUACUGAUUUUGAAGAGAAGAAAGAAAAGACUUUAGAGAAGAUAAUAGCUGCUCAAUCUAAAGUUAGGAAUGAGAUAUCAGAAUUAAAGGAGAAAUUGCAUUUAGCUAAAGAAACUAUAGCUAAAUUCAAAGAAGAAAUAGCAAAAAUCCAAAAUAAUACAGCUAGUAAUGUGUUGGCAGGUGUUUAAUAUUUAUAUGUGUCAUAGUGAAUGUAUAAUAAGUCAAACAGAGGAUAAAUUAAUGGACUUACUGACUGAUUCUUGUUAUAAAUUUAUUGGUAACAUAGUUUAAUCUAUAAGGAUGUAAAUUAUGUAGAGUUUUGAAAAAUUGAUUUUAGAGAGGUUACCAAUACCAGUAAAAAUUUAAAAAUGGUUUAUGGAAUAAUAAAUCUCUGGUAAAGUGAUUGACUAAAGAAACAUCAAAAUAUUAGGAGUAAGAUCAAUCAGCUAUACCAUUCUGUUAAAAACAGUCAUGAGUUCGACGUCAGGUGGAUGCAGCGCUGUCACAGCAUGGUGCUUCGCUGGAAUAAAAACUUUAUUACCUAUAGCUUUUAUUUAAUUUUACUAUGCAGAUUUGUUUAUAUUACAAUAGCACUGCUAUGACUUUCAUGUCAAGGUAAAAAUGUAAAUCACAGACCUCUGCUGUCUAUUUUUCUCUUAGUUUGGUACCAAAUACGGGUGAAGACAGUAAACGAAAAUAAAUAUAUACUAUUUUUUUUUUCUGGUAGUAUUGAAUAUACUAUUACUGAUAAUCUCACUACCGUGCUCAUUUUAUUUGUAAUAUUAUUUAAAUUGAUUAUGAAAAAACACUGUUGUCAGGUGACUCCAAACAGAACGUGACGUCACAGUCCUCUAAGGAAUAUGUCAUUUUGACUUUGACAUUGACAUACAUAGAACUGUGCAAAGAACGUUUUUUGGGUUUUUUCGACUGUCAACUCGCUAGUGUACAGUAGUGCACGUGGUUUUUGGCUUUCGUUUUAUAAAUUACUUAAUCUCUCCUUUCUACGUUAUAUUACUGUAAAGGAUAAGCGUUAAUUAGAAACACCUGUAGUGAUAAAUGUUUUUUGUUGGUGCUGGUGAAUAACUUAUAAAUUAUCUUUGAGAGUAAGUAAUAGAAAGGAUCUCUCCUGUUGCUUUGUGAGAUGAAUGAAAGAUUGUGGACUGUAAUUAUAGGUUUUAUAUGCCUUAAAAUACAAAGGUAGCCCGACAAUAUGUAACCGCGCGGUGUCUCGUGCGGUCGU
This is a messenger RNA of Diatraea saccharalis (sugarcane borer), 1908 nucleotides long. Lineage: Eukaryota; Metazoa; Arthropoda; Insecta; Lepidoptera; Crambidae. The record is from the annotation of a GenBank genome assembly.